Molecule: messenger RNA, 2917 nt
Organism: Lotus japonicus
Lineage: Eukaryota; Viridiplantae; Streptophyta; Magnoliopsida; Fabales; Fabaceae
Product: replication protein A 70 kDa DNA-binding subunit D-like
Exons: 12
Coding region: 984-2624 (546 amino acids)
Biological process (GO): DNA repair; DNA recombination; DNA replication
Cellular component (GO): nucleus
Molecular function (GO): DNA binding
Source: RefSeq, a predicted model, not a curated record
UCCUAUGAUGAUUGUUUACAUUUUUUUCUUUUGGCUCAUGUCUCAGAGGAUAAGUACUCAAAUCAAUAUUUAGAGUGAUUGUAUCAAGAUUUCUAUGAACUAAGAUGAUGAUUCUAAAAACUCUUUUCUCACUCUUGACUUUGGCUUUGACAGUGCAACAAAACAAACUUAAUAAGUUGUAUUUUUCAUAUACAGUAGAUGGAUAAGUUUCUAUUCUUAUUAUAUCUUCAAGUUUAUUCUGAAUAGCUUUUAAUGCUUCUUUUCUUAUUAUAUCUUUCAAGUUUAUUCUGCUUUGUAAUUUAUUGUGCUGAGCAAUUUAUUCUACUUUCAGCUAAAAUAUAGACUAAUUUCUCUUUUUUUUUUUUUCUUCUGCUCGCUUUUUCCUCAAAGUUAUCUUUGGAUUUGUCAUUUUCACGAUAAGUCAUUGUUUCUAUCUUCUAAUUUGUCAAAUGUCAGCUUCAAAAAGAAGUCUCUAUUGAGUAGAGUCUUAUAUAGAUGACUAUUUUUUGUUUAUAUUGUUCUUUAUCCUUUAAGUUUCUAUAUAGUAGAUAAUGAAUAUAGUGCGACUAUGUUCAUAUUACAAUGUUGAAAGUACCUGAGAUGCAAUAUCUCGAAGUUUGUUUGAGGAAAACAUGAAAUAACAAAUGCUACCACAUUAUGAGAAUUGUCCGGGUGCUUUAUCUCUGGCAUUAUGGUCCCACAUUUUCUUUCUUGAUAGGGAAAGUUGGAUUAUAUUUUCCAACUUUCUUCUUUAUUUGCAAUAGGUGCUCUUUUAGCUUUUCCUAAUAGCAUUGCAAACACCAUCUUUGAGUAUAAUAGGUUCAUGCGCUUGCAUUAUGUUAUAUAGCAAGUGUUGCUGACUAAUGUCAACUUUAUGAUGCUACAUUUCUUAUUAUUUUAGUUAUUUUGAUUAGUGUUAUACUACUCCGUUAUAAGGAUUCCACCAUUUAACAUUUUAUCAUACUGUUGAUCUAUUUGUGGAGAUGAUUAUGGUUUCACUAGAAUGUUUGAUUGUGCUAUGGCAGGAAAGACAGAGAGCAUGUGGAAGAAGACUGUUAGGCAUGAUGAAGAAGAUAAUGACCUGCUAUGGUAUGGCACGUAAGACUAGCUUGAUUGCUGAAGUUGAUGAUUCAAAAGAAACAUGGAAAUUGGGAGUAAGAAUAACUAAUCUUUGGGUUGUUGAGAAGUCAUCGAAAGUGAAUGCUAUGGAAAUGAUAUUUAUGGAUCAAAAGGGAGGAAAAAUUACAGCUAUAGUGAAAAAAUUCGAUAUUGACAAGUGGAAGUCAAUGCUUAAGGAGGACAACACUUAUAUUGUUCAAAACUUUGAGGUUAACCACAAUGAUGGUCAAUUUAGGACUUCAAAUCAUCCUUACAAAUUAGUUUUCAUGAAAGGGACAAUAGUGCAAGCGCGUCAAAUUCCUGAAAUACCUCAUAAUAUUUAUCACUUCACUCCCUUUGAUGACAUCUUAGCGGGAGGUGCAUCUACUGAAGUGUUAGUAGAUGUGAUCGGUGAAUUGUCAGAUGUCGUACAAAUUCAAAAAGAGAGUGUGCCAAAAAGGGUGGUAUUGGUCUUAAAGGAUGAAAGGAACAAUACUCUUCAUUGUACUUUGUGGGAGAACUAUGCAGCUAGGAUGAUAAGUUUUCUGGAAACACAUGUAGAAGGUCAUGUUGUCAUAUUGCUUUCUCUUGCAAAGAUAAAAGAGACAAAUGGGAAAUAUCCAACAACCAUCCAAAACUCAAUGUAUUGUUCGAAAUUGUUCAUUGAUGAACCUCUUGCGGAGAUUCAGGAGUAUAAAAAUAGGUUGGGCUCAAUAUGUGUCAAUGAAUCUUACAGUCAAAAAAUGUCUCAAUUCUCUUCAUGCUCUCAAUUUACAAGUGAAGAGAAAUUUGUGCAAAAUGAUAUUGUUAAAAGUUUGUCUCAGCUUAAUGAGGUUCAGAAGGAAUGCUAUGUAGUAACUGUUGCCAAAAUAGAUAAAGUGUGUGUUGGAAAUGGUUGGAGCUAUGAAGCAUGCUUUAAGUGCAAUAGGAAGGCAGAUUGUUCAAGUCUACCAUUCACUUGUCCAAAAUGUGGGAAAAAAAACACUGAAACAGUUCCAAGAUUUAGGGUUGAAGUUAUGGUAUCCUAUAACAAUAAUAGUUCAAAAUUUGUGCUGUGGGAUCGAGAGUGUAUCCAAUUAGUGAAGCAAACUGCUAUUGAUCUUAAGAAGCAACUUCUUGAUGAAGGUGAAUUUGAUGCAAUGGCUGUUCCAGAACCAAUUGAUUGCAUUCUUGGAAAACUGUUUGCCUUUAAAGUUAAGGUUCAACCCGGCUACAAACAGUUUUCUGUCACAGGAGUUUCUGAUAAUGAAAAGACCAUUGAAAGCAUAAGGGACAAAUUGCAAGUUGAUGAGGAUUCCCUAAUGAGCAAGAAAGGGAAAUCAAUUAGCUCCUUCCUCAAAGAAGAUGAUGCAUAUGAGAUUCAAUCAUUGUCUGCAACAGCUGAUUCUGAUACUACAUCAAUAGGACAUUGUACUCCUGCUAAGAGAUUGUCAAAGGAUACACUAGAUGAUGAUUUUGCAUGCCAAGAUUUGCCUUCUGUUCAACUCUCUUCUUCAAAAGUCACAAAGCACAUCAAAACUGAAUGAUAUGCUUCAUUUAUUAUUAUUAAGAUGAAGCUUAUGAGUGAAACUUCUUUUUGCAUCUUUUGGCUAGAAUAGAAACUAACCAUAGUUGUUAGAAACAGUUGAAUCAGUAACUGUGGCUUUUUUGUAAUUAGAUGCUAUAUAAUCUUUUUGUAAUUAGAUGCUAUCUAAACUGUUUAGCCAGUAUUGACUUCACUAUGUGGAAGAUGUUUUCCAGCUCACUUUAUUAUAUGGAGUGAAUAUAUGUCUUGGAACCUUGUAUUAAUUUUAAUUUUAAGUUUGUAUUAUUUAAUCUA